This is a messenger RNA of Cynara cardunculus var. scolymus (artichoke), 2073 nucleotides long. Its product is annotated as autophagy-related protein 16-like. The coding region runs from base 68 to 1600 and encodes 510 amino acids. The record is from RefSeq and is a predicted model, not a curated record. The transcript has 5 exons. Gene Ontology annotation, cellular component: autophagosome membrane. Lineage: Eukaryota; Viridiplantae; Streptophyta; Magnoliopsida; Asterales; Asteraceae. Gene Ontology annotation, biological process: autophagosome assembly. Gene Ontology annotation, molecular function: protein binding.
GAAGACGGAUGUGUGGGCAAUCAGUGAUCAUCAGAAAGACGGAUCUCUAGUAAUCAGUGAUCAUCUGAUGGCUGGGGAUGAGAUUGCCAUAAAAGCAAUAAAGCAUGCCAUGAGAGCCCUUAGGAAGCGGCAUUUGGAGGAGGAGGGAGCUCAUGCUCCCGCUUUUACAGCAAUUUCUAAACCUAUUGCUUCUCAGGGUAUGGUGUGGAAGGAUAAAGCAGAAACUCUUGAAUCAGAGCUUCAGCAAUGUUAUAAAGCUCAAGCUCGACUAUCUGAGCAGCUUGUUGUAGAAGUUGCGGAGUCCAGAGCUUCAAAAGCUUUAGUUCAGGAGAAAGAAGCCUUGAUUCCUAGUCUUGAAAAUAAGCUUUCUCAAGUAAGGGAUGAGUGUUCUCGUUUGACUGCGGUUUUGGAAGAAAAGACUAAAGCCCUAGAGUUGCUUAUCGGUGAGAAUCAGGAGCUCAGAGCUCAAUAUGAAGAAAUGAGAGCUAGAGCCAACAAUGCCGAGGCUGAAAACAAGACAUUAGUCGAUCGGUGGAAUUUGCAGAAAAUGGAGGAUUCUAAACGCCUUAAUGAGGCUACUGCUCUAUAUGAAGAUUUGCUUAGUAAGAUCAAGGCUAGUGGUCUGGAGCAACUCGCCAGACAGCAAAUUGAUGGUGUGGCCCGUCGUAGCGAAGAAGGUGCUGAAUACUAUGUAGAAUCAAUUAUACCUAAAAUAUGUAAGCACAGGAUCGUAGCUCAUGAAGGUGGCUGUGCAUCCAUAAUUUUCGACAACAGUUCUGGAAAAUUGAUCAGUGGUGGGCAAGACCAGACUGUCAAAAUUUGGGACACAAAUACCGGGUUGCUAACUCGAACCUACCAUGGUUGUUUAGGCUCGGUUCUUGAUCUUGCCAUCACUGAUGAUAAUAGAUGUGUAAUUGCUGCAAGUAGCUCAAAUAACCUGUAUGUAUGGGAUGCAAAUUCCGGACGGGUCCGCCAUACCCUCACCGGCCAUUUAGAUAAAGUAUGUGCGGUAGACGUGAGCAGGUUGUCGAGCCGCCAUGUUGUGAGUUCAUCUUACGACCGCACUAUCAAAUUAUGGGAUCUGAACAAAGGUUACUGCAUCAACACUAUUAUAUUCCCGAGUAACUGCAAUGCGCUUUCUUUCAGUGCAGAUGGCGAGACCAUUUUUUCAGGCCAUGUUGACGGACACCUGAGGUUAUGGGAUAUACAGACGGGGAACCUACUGAGUGAGAUUGCUGCACAUUCUCUUGCUGUUACGUCUAUUUGUCUGUCUAGAAAUGGCAAUAGAAUACUGACUAGCGGGAGGGAUAAUUUGCACAAUUUGUUCGAUAUAAGGAGUCUUGAAGUUUGUGGGAGGCUAGGAGCAAGUGGGAACAGAGUUUCGUCUAAUUGGAGCAGAUCGUGUAUUAGUCCAGAUGAUAAUUAUGUUGCUGCUGGAUCUGCCGAUGGGUGUGUUCAUGUGUGGUCGAUAUCUGAAGCUAACAUAGUGAGCACACUGAAGGAACACACAGCUUCAGUACUAUGUUGUUCUUGGAGUGGUCUUGGAAAACCCCUAGCCACCUCGGGCAGGAACGGAAUCAUCUGUAUGUGGAGUCAUUGACAUGAUGGAUCGUCUUCUUAACGUGGCAUUCAUAUAGCCCAUUCUUUGAAAAGAUAUCUUGUUGGAUUCUUUUGGCUUGUGUAAAUAUUGGUCUCACAUGAGAUACCCAAGCAGUCAAUUGGCAAGAUUGGGUGCAUCCAGAACGAGGAUAUGCAGACAAAUAUCGUUUUUUCUUGGAAUAUUCUUGCAACCGUUGGUGUUUGAGGUCAUCGUUUUUGGGUGACUGACAGGUGAAACCGUUGAAAGUACUUGUCUAACGAGUACAAGAACAAGGCUAUUAAAUUUGUUUCUUAUAUAUUCAAUCAUAUUUUAGUUUUAGAUUUCUAGAGAGUUCACUUCUAUUGUCAUUCAAUUCAAUUUUGAUGCACAUAAAUUGUUUCUUAGUUUGCUUGAUUUUGCAGCAUCCUUAAGUUAAGGCGGAAUAAUGUUUCUUUGCAUAACCAUUGAUUCUGUUGAGAUUGUUUUCUAAUAUU